Messenger RNA from Octodon degus (degu), 2254 nucleotides. It is a transcript of the gene Coq2, whose product is annotated as coenzyme Q2, polyprenyltransferase. Gene Ontology annotation, biological process: ubiquinone biosynthetic process. The record is from RefSeq and is a predicted model, not a curated record. The coding region runs from base 18 to 1130 and encodes 370 amino acids. The transcript is spliced from 7 exons. Gene Ontology annotation, cellular component: mitochondrial inner membrane. Lineage: Eukaryota; Metazoa; Chordata; Mammalia; Rodentia; Octodontidae.
CUCGCCCUUCGUGCGCCAUGCUGGCCUUGUGGGCAGUCAACCUCGCGCGCAGCGCAGGGGCUGUGGCCCCCGCCUGGCUGUGGGGCUCGCAUGGCCGUCCCCUGGCCCUGGCGCGCGCGGCAGGGGCGCCCGGAACGUGGGGCUGGCGGCACCCCGUCCCGCAGGAGCCACGCGGGCGCGCGUUCGGCCUGUCGGCCGCGGCCGUAGUGAGCGCGGCGCCCCGCCCCCUGCAGCCCUACCUGCGCCUCAUGCGCCUGGACAAGCCCAUCGGAACCUGGCUGUUGUAUUUGCCAUGUACCUGGAGCAUUGGUUUGGCAGCCGAGCCCGGGUGUUUUCCAGAUUGGUACAUGUUAUCCCUGUUUGGUACUGGAGCUAUUCUGAUGCGUGGAGCAGGCUGUACUAUUAAUGACAUGUGGGACCGUGACUACGAUAAAAAGGUUACAAGAACAGCAAACCGCCCAAUAGCCACCGGAGACAUUUCACCUUUUCAGUCCUUGGUUUUUCUCGGGGGACAGCUGACCUUGGCCCUGGGUGUUCUUCUGUGUCUGAAUUACUACAGUAUAGCUCUGGGAGCAGCAUCAUUACUUCUUGUCAUCACCUACCCCCUGAUGAAGAGAAUCACAUACUGGCCUCAGCUAGCCCUGGGGCUGACAUUCAAUUGGGGUGCGCUACUUGGCUGGUCAGCUGUGAAGGGCUCCUGUGACCCCUCUGUGUGCCUGCCUCUGUACUUUGCUGGGGUCAUGUGGACACUAAUCUAUGAUACUAUUUAUGCUCAUCAGGACAAAAGAGAUGAUGCUCUGAUCGGCCUCAGGUCCACGGCGCUGCUGUUCCAAGAAAACACCAAGUGGUGGCUGAGCGGCUUCAGCACAGCCAUGCUGGCAGCUCUAACCCUGGUGGGCGUGAGCUGUGCCCAGACCCCGCCCUACUAUGCAGCCCUUCUCACCAUCACUGCCCACUUGGCGCACCAGAUCUGCACUCUGGACAUCCACAGCCCUGCGGACUGCUGGAAUAAAUUCACCUCCAACCGAACAGUAGGAAUAAUCCUCUUUCUAGGAAUCGUCUUCGGAAAUUUGUGGAAAGAAAAGAAGACAGAUGGAGCAAAGAAAAACAAAGAUAGCAUAAACAUUUAGAAAAUAAUGUUUAGGAAUUCUGAAAACAAAUUUUUACAAAACACUUAGGUAUUGUAACCACAUGCUGAAUUUUAAAUAAGCUGUGUGUUACAAUAUUUUAUAGAAAUAAGGGCCAGAAGAUGAAGACUUAAAGUAAAUUGCCUGGAUUUUAAUUGAGCAGUUUGUUAGCAAAAUUCUUCUCCUGUCACGAAACCUGGAAUUCUUCAGGAUUUGCGGUGACCUUUAGGAUUCUUUACACAUUACAUUGCUCACAUGAAGUUAUGGGAAGCAUAUGCAUUUUGGCACUUUAGAAACCCCCCUGAAAAUCCCAGUGUGUUAGUGGAGGGAUUAGUGAAAACAUAUACAUUGAAACUCAAGGUUUUGUAAACUCAAUAGACACUAAUCAUAAAAGGAAAAAAUAUUUUAAUGAAAACAAAAAUACAUAUGCUCAUCUAAAUGGGUAUCUCUUAAGAUACGGACUCUUUUUUAGGAAAAAAAAGCCCCUGUGGAAAGUUGGAGCAUGUUAUUCCUAAUUGUGCUCUAUACUCACUGCCUAAGCUGUAUUUCAGCAAGUCAUUCUGAUUUUUAUGUUUUAGGAGAGUUUAAAUAAACAUAUACAGAAAUCUUUUUACUUACACCUAUACCUACCACUGUUACCUACCAUGACAUUUGGUCAGUCUGGUUUCUGUGCAGCUCCAGGGAUCAGAAUAAGCAACCAGGGACUAUUUCAAUUUAUUUAUCUAUUUUAUUUUUCAUCUUAGCAAACCAUAAUUUGUAGGACAAUGUCAUGUUGUUGAAGUGCACUGUUUUCACCUUGGCCCUUACAGGGCAUGGUUCAGUGGGGAGUGACUCUCCAGCCCUCAGUGCAGCUGAGCUGCUCCUCCCAGCCCUGCGGGUUCUUCUAAUCAUGCGCCCAGGCACUCACCUGCACAGUCUGAGGUCCUCCUACCGCCACCUCCAGACCUAGCACUUCCAUCAUGCUCUGUCUCAGGGGUUCUGUCUGGCGGACUGGCUCUGCCCAGGCCUGGCAUUUGUUCUUCAUCCCCCCAGUGUCAAUAUUACAUUACCUCACAGCUGUGGGCCUUUUUUUUAAUGUAUUUAGUGGAAAGUCUACAGGGUCUCACUAUGUAGAUCAAACUCAUAGU